Messenger RNA from Erpetoichthys calabaricus (reedfish), 1093 nucleotides. Its product is annotated as olfactory receptor 10G4-like. The transcript has a single exon. Gene Ontology annotation, cellular component: membrane. The record is from RefSeq and is a predicted model, not a curated record. Gene Ontology annotation, molecular function: G protein-coupled receptor activity; olfactory receptor activity. NCBI's taxonomy places the organism in Eukaryota, Metazoa, Chordata, Cladistia, Polypteriformes, Polypteridae. Gene Ontology annotation, biological process: G protein-coupled receptor signaling pathway. Bases 6 to 1010 code for a protein of 334 amino acids.
UGAAAAUGGAACCAGGAUGGAAACCAUUUAGACUACAGGAAAACCUGAACUAUACUUCAAUUACCCAGUUUACAUUUGAAGGUUUUACUGACAAAGGCAACAUGUCUGCAUUAAUUGGAUCUGUUUUCCUUAUUUCAUACAUCAUGACUCUUACAGGAAAUCUCUUUAUUUUUUACAUAGUUAGAAAACUACAAAAAUUACACACACCCAUGUACAUUAUGAUAGUAAACCUUGCAGUUUCAGACAUAAUGUACAGCACAACCAUAUCUCCUCAGCUUAUGCAUUUCUAUUUUCUCGGAAUUAAAGAGAUUGCCUUUAAUAUGUGUUUUGUUCAGAUGUUCUUUUUACAUUAUGCAGCCUGUGUGGAUUCUUUUCUUAUGGCUGCAAUGUCAAUUGAUCGCUUUGUCUCUAUUUGUUUUCCUUUAAGAUAUCCUUCCAUAAUUACAAACAGUAUAGCUUACAUAAUGUGUGUUAUAGCUUGGAUAUUUGGACUUUUAGUUCCAUUUGUUUUAGUCCUCUAUUCUUUUUGUCUUCCUUAUUGCGGUCCCAAUAAAGUUAUACACUUAUACUGCCAGCACAGUCAAGUGGCUCGGCUUGCUUGUAUGGAUACAGCCUAUAUCACCGCUAGAGCACUAGUAUUGGGUUGCACUGUACUUUUGGGUAGUUUUUUCAUAAUAUUUCUAUCAUAUAUGAAAAUAAUUAUGGCUGUACUUAAGAUUAAAACAAAAGAAGGCAAAACAAAGGCAUUCUAUACAUGUAGCACACAGUUAAUUGUAGUUACAAUAUUUUAUGUUCCUAGAAUAUUUGUAUAUCUAGCUACACUAUUCCGUCUCUAUAUACCAACUGAUUUAAAUACGGCACUUGGCAUUAUUUAUUGUCUUUUCCCUCCUUUAGUAAACCCAGUUAUAUACAGUUUCAGAACACAUGAGAUAAGGCAAUUUAUUUUGAAGAAAAUUGUGUUAAGAAAAAUUGAUCCUAAACAUGAUAAAAUAGGAAUAUUUGCGGCAUAAAGAAAAAUAGUUACAAACUUUUAGGAUACCAUAGAUUCAUCGAUUCUAAAUUGGCCCCCAGUGUGUGUGUGUGCGCGCGCGUG